AUGGAUGCUACCAAUGAGUCUUCAGAGGGAGCCCCAUUCAUCCUGCUGGGACUGACAACAAGUCCUGAACAGCAGCGGCCUCUCUUUGGGUUAUUCUUGGUCCUGUACGUAGCAGGCAUCCUGGGUAAUGGACUCAUCGUGGCUGCCAUACGGGCCAGUCCAGCCCUUCGUGCACCCAUGUACUUCCUGCUGGCCCAUCUGUCCUUUGCUGACCUCUGCUUUACCUCCGUCACUGUACCCAAGAUGUUGGCCAACUUGUUGGCCCACGACCGCUCCAUCUCCGUGGCUGGCUGUCUGAUCCAGAUGUACUUCUUCUUUGCCCUGGGUGUAACCGAUAGCUGUCUCCUGGCCGCCAUGGCCUAUGACCGCUAUGUGGCCAUCCGCCACCCCCUCCCCUAUGCCACAAGGAUGUCCCGGGCCGUGUGCAAAACCCUGGUGGGGACUGCAUGGCUGGUGUCCCACGUCCACUCCCUCCUGCAUAUCCUGCUUAUGGCCCGCCUGUCCUUCUGUGCCUCCCACCAUGUGCCCCACUUCUUCUGUGACCACCAGCCUCUCUUAAGGCUCUCGUGCUCUGACACCCGCCACAUCCAGCUGCUCAUCUUCACUGAGGGUGCCGCGGUGGUGGUCACUCCCUUCCUGCUCAUCCUUGCCUCCUACGGGGCCAUCGCAGCUGCGGUGCUCUGGCUGCCGUCAGCCUCUGGGAGGCUCCGGGCUGUGUCCACCUGUGGCUCCCACCUGGCAGUGGUGAGCCUCUUCUAUGGGACAGUCAUUGCAGUGUACUUCCAGCCCACAUCUCGGUAUGAGGCAGAGCGGGGCCGUGUGGCCACUGUCAUGUACACCGUAGUCACCCCCAUGCUAAACCCUGUGAUCUAUAGCCUCCGGAACCGUGACGUGCAGGGGGCGCUCCGAGCCCUCUUCACCGGACGGAGGAUCUCAGCUGGCGACUCCUAA
Molecule: messenger RNA, 951 nt
Organism: Acinonyx jubatus (cheetah)
Lineage: Eukaryota; Metazoa; Chordata; Mammalia; Carnivora; Felidae
Product: olfactory receptor 1K1
Exons: 1
Coding region: 1-951 (316 amino acids)
Biological process (GO): G protein-coupled receptor signaling pathway
Cellular component (GO): membrane
Molecular function (GO): olfactory receptor activity; G protein-coupled receptor activity
Source: RefSeq, a predicted model, not a curated record